Messenger RNA from Wyeomyia smithii (pitcher-plant mosquito), 879 nucleotides. RefSeq lists its product as uncharacterized. Lineage: Eukaryota; Metazoa; Arthropoda; Insecta; Diptera; Culicidae. The coding region runs from base 4 to 564 and encodes 186 amino acids. The record is from RefSeq and is a predicted model, not a curated record. The transcript is spliced from 2 exons.
GUGAUGGACACUAGUCUGCGUUUGUUGGUUUUACUGGUGACUACGAAGUUUGUGGUGAUGGCUUGGAUAAAGUUUCCAAUCGGUGCUAUGUACGAACGAAUCGAGCUGAUCGACGGAGCAGACUUUCUUGACAUCCGACACAUUCGCGUACGCAAGUUUAACCGCACGGUUGCCGUUCUAGAUGGAACCUUCGAUCUUUUGAGGCAACUGGACGAUAGAUAUGAGGUGUAUGUUAGGGCAGCGUAUAGCACCUUGGGCAACAACCAGUUUGUCCAAUACCCAAUGAGGUUGGCCUCGCAGAAAAUAUGUGAAUUUUUUCGUACAACCUGGGCGGCGUACGAGUCGUAUUACGAAGCUUGCUGCGACUUCCCGGCUCCCGACGAAUGUCCCAUCGUUCCGCAGACGUUCCACGUGAAGAACCAUGUUCUCGAUUCGGCGAUGCUUCCACCGUACGUGCCGCGAGGGCUCUGGCGGUUGAGUAUUUUCAUGAAGAACACCGGCAACGGAGACAUUUUAUUGCACAUUAAUGUGUACGGCAAGAUCGAAGCGACUGGUAUAUUUUGAGUAUGCCGAAGAGUUUAUUAUUCCUAUAUCUGUCCUAAAAUGUGUGCAAGUUGUCAAGCGAUUCCAUUUACUAUAUGACUUUGUAUGGGUUCUGUUGCAAAAAGUAUGCUCGGUGGCGUCACGUUACCUUUUCCGAAAAUACCUCUAUCUAAAACUGCUUUUUUUGCUGGUGAUUGGUUCCGUUACAUCCGCCCCCACCUAAUCAAGCGAAAAUCAUCCAGAAUCAAAGAUUACUUGUGGAAACUACGGAUAUCGUCAUCGAAGGGGAACGUGUAUGACGGAACUACUGUGCUUCAGAUAAAUGCUUACAUCAAA